Molecule: messenger RNA, 2963 nt
Organism: Lolium perenne
Lineage: Eukaryota; Viridiplantae; Streptophyta; Magnoliopsida; Poales; Poaceae
Source: RefSeq, a predicted model, not a curated record
CGUCGCUCACGCAACCGUCCGAGCCUGGACGCGCUCGUCCGCGACCAACGCGCGCAUGCCCUCCCUGCUGCUGUGCUGACGCCAGCCGCGUGAUGUCACUACCACGACGUCAGCAAGGCGCUGACGCUCCCCACCGCCCCGGCUGCCCUAUGGCGAGCCCAUGGACCCAUACACCGCCGCCCUGCACCGCGUCCACUGUACGCCGCUUGGAGGCUAUAAAAGCCGCCCCAAGUCUCUGCGUUUCGCCACACCGCUCUCAGAGCACUCCUCUUCGCCCCUCCUAGACAGCCAGAGCGCAGCUGGGCAGCCUCGACCGCUCCCUCGCCGGCGGGAGCCCUUCUCUGCCACGGACCACCGAGCGGAGACACUCAAGGGAGCCUCGGAGCCGCCGCUACCCUCAACAUCCGAGCAGCUCGCCAUAGAAGACCAUGCUGCUGCCGCAUGUGGAGGAGUACCUGCUCGAGCUGGACUUGAAGCGGCGUUUCUCCGUCCCUCCUCGACGUCCACGACACCUCCUGCCGGCGGACGACGAGCUCCCGAGCCGCCAUUCAUGCUCAUGCGCCCGACAAGCACCGCCCUGCCCGCAACCCGGCCGUCUGCGCCGUCGACCACGAGCUCGCCAGCACCAGGGAGGCGAGCAAGUGUACUGCACCGAGUCCCCGCGUUGCUACCACGUCGACUCCAUCAUCUCCGGACGUCGCAGAUUCGGACGUUGUCGGGUUUGAAGGAGGGGAAGGAUUUGAAGAAAUUGAAGAAUUUGAAGAAGACCAGGGACAAACAAGCCAACCAAGGCAAGCCAUCUUUUGAUCUCUGAUAUGAUGUCUCCUUGGAUGUCAUCUUGUGCUAUCAAUAGCAUCUUGGUUCUAUGUGUGAUGAUCUCCAUAUUGUUGUCAUCUAUGCUUGGAUGCAAGCAUGGUACCUCUAUUAGUUUUGUCUUGUCAAGGUCUUGGUAAUUGGUUGGGUGUAUGGUAUCAUGGCCACUGCUAUCCAACUUGUUUUCUAUUCUUAGCUUGAACAUGUUCCACCUCGGGACAAGAUUCAUACUACACCACCUUCUGGUGUAGAGGUAUCAAUACCACGAUCUUGGUGUAUUCUCAAAUUGUGAUGAGUAUGCCUAAUUCCCUAAAUGGUGUUGCUGUUGGUCAAUUCUCAUCCCUAUCUAUUGAUUUGGGUUAGAUAACACCACAAAUCCGAAAGUAUAUUUUCUCUUAUGUUGUCAUAAUACAUGCUUAGCUCAAACAAGUAUGAUCCACUCCAAUACCUCUUUUUCAUACCCUCAAUGGCGUGAUGACCCUCAUCUCGGCCAUAGUGUUGUAUUAGUUCAACUCAUGAAACUUUAGGUUGGGAACCCCUCAAGGUUUACCUUGUUGUAAAUGUUUAUGAAAACCUUGGGUGAGGCAAUCUUACCCAAGCGUAUGGUUUAUGAAAGGAAAGGAUCUUGACAAAGAUGGUUGGAAAGAGGAAAUGUGUGUGACUUGGGUUUUUGAGAAAAACGACACAUGGUUCUCUGUAUUCGCCCGGAACAAUUAACCCGCGCAACCACACUACUCCAACGUGGGCACGGGGCUUAGCUUGACGUUUGUUCUUCUUAGCAUGAGGCACCGCACAACUAUACAAGGGUACGAUUACCCCCGAGUCCGGGUUGUCAUGGUUGGGACAAUAGUAUAACGGGAGGUCUUUGGGGCUGACCCGUCCGGAAGACACUAUGGGUCUCCUGGCUUGGCGGUGGAGCCACGCUCAAGAGGAGGUGAGCUGCCACGGUGCCGGGGAGGUACAUACUCCAUAGGGUAGGACCUCUUGCUGAGUUGAAUGGGCGAAAGGCUUCGACUGAUUAUCCGAGACUCGCAUACUUUCGUAUGACGAACCGGGGAUGAUCCCGGCGGAUUUAUCAGAUCUUGUGGGGAAAGUGCGCAAACUCUGCAGAGUCAAAUCUAUUCGAAUAGCCGUGUCCGCGGUCAUGGACGGUUGGGAUGGCCGUUGCCGAGCUGUGUCGAGUCUUGUUUUAUAAAGUGCUUUACAAAGAAAGAGAAUGUGUUGGAUGUACCGGAAGGGUACGGAAAGGCUGGUGCCGACCAUAUGGAGAUGGUCGAGGAAAAUGAAACAAAAAUUGGGUGACCCUUCCUAGUGUUUCAUGUAGGGGAACUCUUCUUCAAUAAAGAUAUAGAGAUGUCGUAGUCUAUCUUUUGAAGUAUCAUCUUCAAUAAAGAUAUAGCGAUGCCAUAGGACCUAUAUGGAGUGUCUUCUUCAAACAAGGCAUAGAAAUGUCUUACUACUUUCUUAGUGUCCCCUUCAACUGCGAUGUUGGGAUGCUAUAUCCACAAGAGAAACUACCUCUCUUUCUCAUGCUAUUUCCACAAGGGAAAUUAGCUCUUCCCUCUUGUCAUCUUAGAUUAGCACUUGUUAUCUUGCACCCUUGCAAAGUACCUUCGUGAUGGUUUGCGAGUACAAUUCCAAUGUACUCAUGGCUUUGUCCCUGGCUAUUUACUUGGCCAGACUUGAAGCAGUUCGACCGAUGAAGAAGGAGUUGACGACGUCUAUGCGAGCUAGGAACGUCUUCCCAGUCAGUUGCCUGUAGGGUUUAUGGCAGAUGACUUGGGCUCCGCGCUGUUGAAGUGAAGAUGCUACUCUGAUGUUUAGUUAGGCCCUUCAAGGCUAUUAUGUAAGUAAUGGUCAUGAGACCUUAUUGUAAUUUUCUUAUUCCGCUUUAUAAUGGAUGGUGUAAUUUGAUAUCAGUUCGGUUAUGUGUUCACGGCGCACUGAUCAUGGGAUCGUGAACUGUAUACAUAACAGGGUAUUUCGGACAGUUAGUCUGGGUCCCCACAGAAAGCACUAGACUAAAAUCCCGUGUGUCCUCGAGAACGUUUGGUCAUUAUAAGUAAACAAACCGGCUUGUCCUUUGUGCUAAAAAGGAUUGGGCCACUCGCUGCAAUUAUUAUUCUCGCACUUUACUUACUCGUACUUAA